UUCUUAUCUAGAAAAUGUAUAAAUGAAUUCGAAAAGGCUAGAUUAUACCAAGCUGGUAGUACUAAUUUGGAAGUAAUCAAGUAUUAUGAAAUCUUGUUGGAAGUAACUGACUUUGGAGACAGUUACACAACACAGCCCAUAUCUAACCAACUACAGGAGUUUCUGUCUGAAAAUAAGAACACA
Messenger RNA from Racocetra persica, 183 nucleotides. The record is from the annotation of a GenBank genome assembly. NCBI's taxonomy places the organism in Eukaryota, Fungi, Glomeromycota, Glomeromycetes, Diversisporales, Gigasporaceae.